AAACGCGACAAUAAUCAUUGAUAAUUUACCACCGGACUUUAUACUUAAUAUUUGCACGCUCGUUUUUAAGAUACUUGUGCACAGUGAUCAGUAGAACGGUAUCUGCCGAACUGUUCGGAUCAAACGUUAGUGAUAAUGAUUAAAAAAUUGUUAUUUGGAGUUAUCGCGCUCUUGGCUGCUUACUAUUUUGGGAAUUGUUGUUCGAAAAAUGAAACAGAAAUUCCGAGAAUGCCAGAGCCAAACUGGGGACCAGUUGACGGUACCAAGGAUUCAUCAGUGCGACCAUUUAAAAUCUCAGUUCCCAAGGAUGUAAUCAACGAUCUUAAAGAACGAUUGUCACGGACACGUGAGCCGGUACCGCCACUUGAGAACGUCGGAUGGACUUACGGACUCUCCAGCAAAUACUUUCAAAAAAUAAUUGAUUAUUGGAUUAAUAAAUAUGAUUGGUACAAGCGUCAAGAUUUGCUUAAUAAAUAUCCACAAUUUAUCACAAAUAUUCAAGGACUUGAUAUACAUUUUUAUCAUGUAAAGCCGAGCAAAUCGCUAAGUACUGAUGGCAAACCACUGAAGGUACUUCCACUUUUGCUUGUCCACGGCUGGCCGGGUUCAGUCGUCGAGUUCCAAAAGAUAAUUCCGAUGUUAACGAUACCGAGGCCGGGAAAAGACUUUGUUUUUGAAGUUAUUGCGCCUUCCUUGCCUGGGUAUGGCUUUUCACAAGGAGCUGUCAGACCUCAUAUGGGCCAUGCACAGAUGGCUGUUGUUAUGAAGAAUCUGAUGACAAGAUUGGGCUUUGAUAAAUUUUAUACCCAAGGCGGCGAUUGGGGGAGUGCUAUUACAACAGAUAUCAGUACUUUGUUUCCUGAAAGAGUUACUGGUGCCCAUUUAAAUAUGUGUGGAGUACGAAAUUCAAAAUCAUUCUUCUGGCUGUUAGUGGGUUCAUAUUUCCCGUCACUGGUCGUUGAAUCCGAGCACUAUUCCAAAGUAUACCCGUUGACCGAAAAAUGGUCGAGAUUACUUGAAGAGUCCGGUUAUUUCCAUCUUCAAGCUACGAAACCUGAUACUAUCGGCACAGCACUGAUGCAAGCACCCGCAUCUCUUGCAACUUAUAUCCUGGAAAAAUUCAGCACGUGGACCAAUCCUGAGUACAGGUUCCGCGACGACGGCGGUUUGUUGGAAAAGUUUUCCAUGGAUGAAUUGCUUGACAAUGUGAUGGUUUACUGGAUCACUGAUUCGAUAACAACCAGCGUGAGACUCUACGCCGAAAGUUUCAGUUCUGAAAACAACAACAAAUAUGAUUCAUUGACCACAAAUGUACCAGUAGCGUGUGCAAAUUUCCCCCACGAAUUAACGUACACACCAAAAUCAUUAAUUGAAAUGCGAUUUAAAAAUUUAAUUCAAUUCAAUCAUCUCCCUCGUGGUGGACACUUUGCUGCUUUUGAAGAACCAAAACUUCUUGCUGAUGAUUUUUGGACAUUUGUUGAAAAAGUUGAACAAAAAUUCACAAAAUAAUAAUAAUAAUAAUAAAAA
Cotesia glomerata is the source of this 1527-nucleotide messenger RNA. RefSeq names its product juvenile hormone epoxide hydrolase 1-like. NCBI's taxonomy places the organism in Eukaryota, Metazoa, Arthropoda, Insecta, Hymenoptera, Braconidae. The record is from RefSeq and is a predicted model, not a curated record. Bases 136 to 1509 code for a protein of 457 amino acids. The transcript has 8 exons. Gene Ontology annotation, biological process: epoxide metabolic process. Gene Ontology annotation, molecular function: epoxide hydrolase activity.